AUGGUGCUAGAUCUCCUGAGACGCUUUACUCCUCUCCUAUUGCUGCUGGGACUUUGGGGACCAGUCUAUCCAUCUUAUGCUUUGCCUAAGAAUCUCACCAAGGCUAAGUGGUUUGAAAUUCAACAUAUACAAUCAAGCCCUCUCCAAUGCAACCAGGCAAUGAGAGGUGUCAAUAAUUAUACUCAACACUGCAAGCCUCUAAACACCUUUCUGCAUGACUCCCUCGACAAUGUGACUGAUACCUGUAAGGAGAACAAGACUGUAUGCAAGAAUCGCCAGAACAAUUGCCACCAGAGCCCAAACCCUGUUAACCUCACUAACUGCAAUCUCACUGGAGGGAAGUAUCCUAACUGCAACUACAAAGAUACUCCCCAGACCAAGUUCUACAUUAUUGCCUGUGACCCCCCUAAGAAGACAGACCCUCUGAAACCUUUGGUUCCUGUACAUUUAGAUAAGGUUUUUUAA
This is a messenger RNA of Pipistrellus nathusii (Nathusius's pipistrelle), 465 nucleotides long. Lineage: Eukaryota; Metazoa; Chordata; Mammalia; Chiroptera; Vespertilionidae. The record is from the annotation of a GenBank genome assembly.